Fusarium proliferatum ET1 is the source of this 813-nucleotide messenger RNA. RefSeq lists its product as uncharacterized. Lineage: Eukaryota; Fungi; Ascomycota; Sordariomycetes; Hypocreales; Nectriaceae. Gene Ontology annotation, molecular function: aminoacyltransferase activity. The transcript has a single exon. The record is from RefSeq and is a predicted model, not a curated record. Bases 1 to 813 code for a protein of 270 amino acids.
AUGUACCCUCUCAACCUCAAACCAUACGCUGCUGGUGGCCACUGCGCUGUGGCCAUCUGUCUUGGAGAGACUCCCCUCAUUGACUCAGAAAACGUCUGCGAUCUCGUCAAGUCUCUCCAGGAGAAGUUCAACGACAUCGCCUUCCUGAUCUGUGACGAAAUUCACAAGUACGAGAUGAUGAUACCUCGAAACAUGACAAUUACAAGAGCUCAACGACUGGCCAUCAAAAAGGGCGAUAAUAUGGAUGCGAUUCUCAAUACUGCGUUCAAGCGCCUUAGACAAAAUGACCAGCUCUCAUCCAACUUGACUAUCCUGCGCUGGUCUCAGAUCGAAGACCAGGACUAUCAGAAGGUUCACAAUAUCAUAUAUCAAUACCGGAAGAACUUUGUUGAGGAACUCCGCGCAAGUUCUGGGUUCUACAUCAAGCGUCGCUUAGCUGUCGCCACGUUGACCGAGGAACGACUUGAGAACUUUACGAAAUAUACCCUCGCUGAGCUUCCUGUUCAGCUCAUGGGAUUCAAUUACGACAAUCGCCAAUACACCACUAUCUUUCAUCCCGUUUACCCUCGGAAGAAUCCUGAUGGGUCAGCAGGCAACGUCAACUCUGCGUACGUCUCCCCGAUCGACACUGUUGUGCAGGCCUAUCGCAACAAUUCUGAUGUCGUUGGUGAUAUCUCCUGCUCGGUUCCGCAUAUGGAAGCUGGCAAAGUUAGUCGUGUAUUCUUUGACAGACCCGUUCCAGAGGAGGUAAAGGAGAAGCUUUGCGUAAAUGGUCUGGAUGCACCAUUGGUAGAGGCUGCGGUUAUCUCCUAA